UUUAUACAACGAUAUAAACGUUUUCCUUCUUAUAUUUAUUCAGACAAGCCAGAAAAUUAUUCUGUUUCGCGCUCUCAUUAAAGUGAAACGAAAAUAAAAGUCACCGAGACUGCAAUUAGUACAAAAAAUAAGGCAAUCGUGGGAAUAAACAUGUGAACCCAUGCUUGUUGAAUUGAGUUAUACUUCCAGUUGUUGAGUUAAUUAAUAAACGACUAACUUUAGGAACAGUUAAAAGACUGCACGGGGGUGUUUUUUUAGGUUUUUGUUUUGUUUUUUUACACAUGGAACCAGUUACACUUCGGGCUUUUGUCUUUACACGGAUUUUAUGCGGUAACGGUCAAAAUAAUGACUUUGUACAUGGCUCUCAUCAUAAUUUUGUCCUAUUUGGCUUUGAUAAAAUGCAUUUUUUUUCGACAUCGGCGGACUUUGGUGAAGUCGUUGAAGCGUGCAUUGAACGCUCCACCAAGCAGAGAAACAAACGGCGAGAAUAUCAGGGCUCUGGUCGUAACUGCGCAUCCGGAUGACGAGUGUAUGUUCUUCGCGCCAACGAUCAUACGACUCGUUGAAUUAAAUGCCACCGUUCAUUUGCUCUGUUUGUCUGAAGGAAACUACUACAAUCAAGGAGCUCAGCGUAAACAAGAACUUCUGAACAGCUGUGCCGUGUUGGGGAUACCAGCCUCCAGAAUCAUCAUAGUAAACCACAAAAAACUUCCAGAUGAUCCCAAAGCAGAAUGGAGCGUCUCAUUGGUCUCCUCUGAAAUCCUGAAGCACAUAAGAGCUCACUCCAUCAACAUGGUGCUGACCUUUGAUGGAAGCGGCGUGAGCAGCCAUGCCAAUCACAUAGCUAUCUAUAACGCUGUCAGGCAUCUCGCUUCCACUGGAGAAGUACCCAAUGACUGCACUUUGCUCUCCCUGGUGACCGUUGGCCUUCUCAGGAAGUACAUCUCCUUCUUGGAUGUUCCCCUCAGCUGGUUUCUGCCCUCAUGUGUCUGCUGUAUUAUAGGCUCAAAGGCCUACAAGCAAGCCAAAGCUGCCAUGCUCUGCCAUCGCACUCAGCUGCUGUGGUUUCGUUACCUCUACAUCACGUUCUCACGCUACAUGUUCAUAAACACAUUCCAAACCAUUGCUCAGGGACCAAAGAACCUGAAGAUCUAUUAAAAGCUCUGAUGCACUGAUUGCCACAUUUAUUACACUACAGGGAAUUUAGAAGCUGUUUACAAAUGUCUUUGAUACUCUGUUAAUAGCAGUAGGUGAUAUGCAUUUUUCUUAAACACUGUUAUUUUUUAAAUAAUAUUUAAUAAUACAAGAAACUUCUCAUCCUUUUUUGUUACAGAAAAACUUUUAUUGACUCAGUCACAACACUCUAUUAAAAAUAUGGAGUAUUUAAGCUUUUACUUUUACUUUAACCUCCUAGGACCUGCCGUCCACAUAUGUGGACAUCACAUUUUGGGUUAUUUAGACCAAAAUACUCAAUUUUGCUCUACAAGGGCCUGAUAUCCACUUACGAGGACA
Molecule: messenger RNA, 1512 nt
Organism: Oreochromis aureus
Lineage: Eukaryota; Metazoa; Chordata; Actinopteri; Cichliformes; Cichlidae
Gene: pigl
Product: phosphatidylinositol glycan anchor biosynthesis, class L
Exons: 7
Coding region: 346-1158 (270 amino acids)
Biological process (GO): GPI anchor biosynthetic process
Cellular component (GO): endoplasmic reticulum
Molecular function (GO): N-acetylglucosaminylphosphatidylinositol deacetylase activity
Source: RefSeq, a predicted model, not a curated record